Molecule: messenger RNA, 3304 nt
Organism: Conger conger (European conger)
Lineage: Eukaryota; Metazoa; Chordata; Actinopteri; Anguilliformes; Congridae
Product: dnaJ homolog subfamily B member 5-like
Exons: 4
Coding region: 38-1246 (402 amino acids)
Biological process (GO): negative regulation of transcription by RNA polymerase II
Cellular component (GO): cytosol
Molecular function (GO): protein-folding chaperone binding
Source: RefSeq, a predicted model, not a curated record
CGGCACGGUACUGUAGGUUGUAGACUUAACUUUAACCAUGGUAUUGAUUUGGACUCAGUUUGGUUUGAAACACAAAAACCUUAAAUGUAAGGUUCGUGUUAUACACAGAAAUGACAGCUGGAUAAUGGGGCAAGCACGGGUGGUCCCAGAAGUGCACUGUCUGUCCAUCAAGGCCAUGGGGAAAGACUAUUACAAAACGUUGGGCGUCCCAUCUGGCUCCAAUGAGGAUGAGAUUAAGAAGGCUUACAGGAAGAUGGCCCUCAAGUUCCACCCAGACAAAAACAAGGAUGCCAACGCUGAGGAGAAGUUCAAGGAGAUCGCUGAAGCCUACGAAGUGUUGAGCGACCCAAAGAAGAGAACGAUCUAUGACCAGUAUGGAGAGGAAGGUCUCAAAGCUGGAGGGAGUGGACCAACCGGAGGGCAGGGGAACACGUAUCACUACACCUUCCACGGGGACCCCCAUGCUACAUUCGCCUCCUUUUUUGGGGGGUCUAACCCCUUUGACAUCUUCUUCAGUUCGGGACGCACCCGGGGCAACGGCUUUGGUGACCACGAAAUUGACAUUGAAGUAGACGGAGACGAAGACCCUUUCAAUGCUUUUGGCCGGUUCGGCUUUAACGGUGUCAACGGUUUUCACCACGGUGCCGGGCCCGGCAGGCGGCACCACGCAGAGGCCCUUCACGGCCGUCGCAAGCUCCAGGACCCGCCAGUCAUGCACGACCUGCGCGUCUCCCUGGAGGAGAUUUUCCACGGCUGCACCAAGCGCAUGAAGAUCACUCGGCGCCGCCUGAACCCUGACGGCAGGACCCUGCGCACGGAGGACAAGAUCCUCAACAUCGUCAUCAAGAAGGGCUGGAAGGAGGGCACCAAGAUCACCUUCCCCAAAGAGGGCGACGAGACGCCGGAGAACAUCCCUGCCGACAUCGCCUUCAUCCUCAAGGACAAAGGGCACCCACACUUCAAGAGAGACAGUUCCAAUAUCAUCUACAUCGCCAAGAUCAGUCUUAAAGAGGCUUUGUGUGGCUUCACGGUGAACAUUCCCACCCUCGACAACAGAGUGAUUCCCCUUCCGUGCAGUGACGUCAUCAAGCCGGGCGCAGUCAGGAGGCUACGAGGGGAGGGACUGCCGUUCCCCAGGUGCCCCUCGCAGCGAGGAGACUUGGUAGUGGAGUUCCAGGUGCGCUUCCCAGACAGGAUACCCCCACAGUCAAGAGAAAUCAUUAAACAGAACCUGCCCGUGUCUUAGGAUCCUGGGUGAACUGUGGAACUCUGGGAAUCGCAGGGAGGUUUGUUAUUUUUCACAGACACUAAUAUUUAUUCAGAAAGCAAGAAAAAUGGCCACAGAACUGUUGAGUUGAUUCUUUUGGUGUAAAGGUGUUACUUGUGGAUCCAUAGACAUAUCCUGGAAGGACUGGGUGGUUGUGUAAUGCUGUGCUUCUGAGCGUGUUGCUCUUUCCCAGGGCACAAUAUCAGUCCUUUCUUUCUGAAGGACUUGCUACAACUGUUCCUUUCCUCGUGAACCUUUUCUGUGAGAGGGGUUUCGAGGAUAGAUUUUUAUUUCUAUGGGGAAAAAAAAGAGUAUUCUACAAUGAAAGCAAGAUGAAUGUUGCGACAUUUAUGUUGUCUUUGCCGUUUUGUUCUUUUCUCAGCUAAAUGCUGUUUAUGACAUGGGCAAGUGUAUGCCCAUAUGCUUAUUAUACAAAAUAGAUAUUGUGUGGAAAUGUUUUGGGUAACAAAAUCCUGGUCAACUACUGUAUUCAUUUAACUUUCAGGCCCAAAUUAAUGCCAGAAAGGCCUACAAUUAAAAGGUGCUUUGUUCCCUGUGGCAUUGGUGCAUUAAUGAAUGAUAAAAUAGUCUUAACUGCCUUAACGUCCCUUGAUUUUUAAACCAGGUGAAACAUCAGAGAUUUUAGGUGCCUUAUUCUGGCUCACACCAGCAGCCCUCAAUAGGCCUACAAUUGUCAGCCAUCAGGUGCACUUUGCAUUUUAUCAAAUAUAUUAACGGAUGUUUGGGGAAAGCACCACAACAAAACAGAGAAUAAAUAUGUAAGAAGCCAUGCUUCCCAUCUACUACAGCAGGUUAGUGUUUUAUACUAAUCCUAGGGUACCAUCUGUACUUUUUAUUCUCAUGGUGUUCAGUUUUAGGGUGUGGAAAGUUCCAUUUUUCUACCAUCCUCCUGACCUCAAACAGUAUGACGGGGAACAGCAUAAACAAUGCUCAACCUGACUGAUAACAGGCCAUUGUAUCAACAAGGUACAAUCAACAAGUCUAUUUGAAUACUAUUUGAAUACUAAAUAUUUGAAGAAUUUCUUUAGUUAAUUAAAGGCAUGUGUUCUUUUCUUAUAAGACUGCAUGUCUUUUUCUUUACAUGAAAAUUAGUAAUAGUAUAAUAAAGAAAUCUGUUGAUAUGUUCAGCUUUCGCUCAACUGAAAUUCCCUCACAGGUGACAAAAAAGAUGAAGUAAAAGGCACCUUUGAGCAUUGUUUUCCCUCAAUGUUCCCAUCAUGUGCAUUGUGCAUUCAGCAGUGGCAUUGUGUGGGUCUAAAGUACAAAAUGUCUGUUGGCUUUAAUCUUAUUGAAAUGACUGUUGUGUGACUGUUCAAUAAAGGGAACGCCUAGGAGGGACAUCAGCUGCUCUUUUUAAAGUGCAGCUCUGCCAUAAUGUUUGCAGCGCCCAUAAUCUCUGGUUCCCCACCUUUCUGUCAAGCAGGAAGCGACUUGCUCCUUGGAAAAGGCCCUCGCUUUAGCUCUUUGCUUCAGCUCAAUGUGACAAAGGCUUAGUGCGAUAUGUUGUUCAAAUUGUACCAUUUUAAAAAGUCAACAUGUUUGUUUAUACUGUAAUUAACAUUAACUUAAAAUAUCUUUCUUGAUUCAUUUGACAAGUUCUCUUUGUAAAACAAUAUUCCAACUUUUUAUGGAAUGUAUAUCAAAGGUCUUGUAUUACUCUUUCCCAUGGACUAAAAGAAAAAAGCAAAAAAAAAAAAAAAGCAUAUGUAUACAGAACCACAACUUGUAUGUUGAAAACAAUCCGGAGCUUUUUUUGACAUCAUAUAAUAAGCUUUAAAUCAAAGUUGUGAUGGUAUACUCUGGCACAUACUGAAUAUGGGCCCAUGUGUACUUUUGUACAUUAGUUUCAGUAUUAUAUACAAAACAAUUGCACUUUACAAUGAAUCUGUCUUCACCUUUCUUAAGGCUGAUGGGUGUUAAAUGCAGUCAUGGAAUGCAUUGGUUUUCAUAUGCUUUGUAACAUGAAAUAUAGCAGUGGGGGUUUGUAAUUAAAACAUUAAACACAUGAAAACUGUA